Messenger RNA from Linum trigynum, 408 nucleotides. Lineage: Eukaryota; Viridiplantae; Streptophyta; Magnoliopsida; Malpighiales; Linaceae. The record is from the annotation of a GenBank genome assembly.
AUGGCAACUACUGUUCUCAGCCCACAGGACUGCCUCUGCGACUCUUUCACCAACUGCGGCAGCCUCCUCUCCACCCUGCCGCGCACCAAAAUCUGCCGCAACCCUACCCCCACCACCACACCCAACUCCGCCAAGCACAACCGCGGCCAAUCCAAUAACCGGAGGAAGCGGAGCCUUAACUCCUCUCCCCCUCCCCGUCCCACAGUCGAACCCUCCCUCUCUCCCCAUGCCGCCGCGACCAAGGUCCUCUCCAUGGGCCAGGUCAAGAUCCUCAAGCGAGGAGAGGAGAUCCAGAAGGACAAAGAGAACUCUCCAGUCGUCGGAUCAGCCUCAACUGCAGUUGAAUUGAAGCCGGAUCUAGUGGUUUCUCCGACGGUGAAUCCAAAAAAUGCAGUCGAAUUGGUUUAG